UCCGCAGUCCCGGCCCCCCGCCUCGCCCUCUCUCCGGCCGACUCCCCCUGGGCGGGGCGGUCACUUCUGGAACACAGGCUGUGCGCUCUCCCGGGCGCGCCGGCUCCAGGCAACCGGGCCGUGACAGGGCAGAAACCGGGGCCGGGGCUCCGACGGGAGCAGGGGGCUCGGAGAAGGGACGGGGCGACAGCUGGACAUCGGAAAACCUGGGACCCGCCUGACUGUCGCCUCCCCCCCCCCGGCUUCCGCCCAUCCCCGCCUGUGUUUGCUGCAGUGGCUCUCUGGCACCGGGUACCCUGAGUCAGACCCCCCGAGACACGCCCGGCCCCUUGGGCAAGGGCUGGGAGCAGAGGUGAGUGAGUCCCACCCUUCCACCACCUGGGAUUUAGGGGGUCCCCUUCUCCCCUAACUCCUAGUCCCCUUCCCAUCCCCCCAAGCCUCUGCUUCCAGGCCUCCGGGCUCCCGGAUGUCUCCGCUCCUGCCAGGAUAUCAGGAUCUCCCGGCCCCUCAACAGCCCCAGGGAGCUGCCCCCCAGGUCCCUGAAUCCCGUUCCUCCCUCCCCCAGCCAUGUGGUCCCCAUCCCGACGCCAGCUAGGCCUGGCUUUCCUCCUCCUCUCCGCCCUCUCUGCCGCCUCCCUUCUCCUCCGCCUCCGCUUGGGCCUGCUCCCCCACCACCUGAUCCUCAACGUGCUCUGCCCUACCAGCUGCCCCUCACCUGCCCGCAUCUCCUUCGUCUGCCUGGCUGGCUCCAGCAGCCGCCUCAACGCCUCGGUGGUCCUCUCCGGCCGGAAGGAGGCCGCCGGUUCCGGGGCGUCUGCCCCCGCCGGCCCCACGGGCUCCUUCAGCCACAGCCCCGCCACUGACCGCCAGCCCCUGCUGCUGGGAACCUGGACCAUCCAGCCCGAAGGCCGCUUCGGCAACCAGAUGGGCCAGUACGCCACGCUCUUCGCCUUGGCCCGGCUGAACACCCGCCGUGCCUUCAUCCUGCCCCCCAUGCACGCCACGCUCGCGCCCAUCUUCCGCCUCUCCCUGCCCGUCCUCGCCCAGGAGGCCGACACCCAUGCCACCUGGCACCACUUCCCCCUCCACGACUGGCUGUCCGAAGACUACGCCCACCUGGGCCACCUGGACCUGAUCAAGUUUACCGGCUUUCCCUGCUCCUGGACCUUCUUUAACCACCUGAGGGCCGAGAUCCAGGCCGAGUUUGCCCUCCACGACCACGUGCGUGAAGAGGCCCAGGCCUUCCUGCGGCAGGUCCGGUGGACGCGGGGGGACCACCCGAUCACGUUCGUCGGCGUCCACGUCCGCCGUGGGGACUACGUGCAAGUUAUGCCACGGCACUGGCGGGGAGUGGUGGCGGAUCGGGGCUACCUGGAGAAGGCCCUGGGCUACUUCCGCGGCCGCUACCCUAACCCGGUGUUUGUGGUGACCAGCAACGGCAUGGCCUGGUGCCGGGAGAACAUCGACUCAACGCUGGGGGAUGUGGUCUUCGCCGGGGACGGGGCCGAGGGCUCCCCGGGCCGGGACUUUGCCCUUUUGAUGCAGUGCAACCACACGGUCAUGACCAUCGGGACCUUCGGCUUCUGGGCCGGCUACCUGGCCGGUGGGGAGACCGUGUAUCUGGCGAACUUCACCCUCCCAGACUCGGAAUUCCUGAAGAUCUUCAAACCUGAGGCGGCGUUCCUGCCCGAAUGGGUGGGGAUCCCCGCCGACCUGUCGCCCCUCAGGGGUUAAUGAUCACUAGGGGCCUUGAGGGGGGGUGGGGGAAGGAUGAGGAGCCAGGGGCUGAAGGCCCCCCCCCCCCAGGGGGAGCGAGGAGGUUCGGGGUGGCCGGGGAAGCCAGAUCAGCUGCUGAGCCCAUGGCGGGGCAAGAGCAAAGGGGAUUGCAUGAGACUGUUCCUUUUCUUACCCUCAGCCUUGUUCUUCUGGGGCAUUCUAGGUCACACCGUCAUCUGUUCUGGGCCUGGUGUCUCCAGUUCUCAGUCAGGCAUCCAAGACUCCAGGACUCAGCCCCACACAAGAGGCUUUCCCCCAGCUGGCAUGUCGGCCGGACAACAUGGGUUGUGUGGUGAUGCCGAAGAGACACUGGGUUCCACGCCUCUUGUUCUAGAGGUUCCAGCCAGGUGUUGGGGGUUUGAGCAAACCACCAUUCUCAGGAUAUCUUAUGCCAUACUCUGCUCUCCAUCCUUCCUGCUGCACUGUUCACCGGCCUCCCUGCAGUCACCCUCCUAUUUCUGGGAGGUCUGGCCUGGUGGCUAUGCUGAACUCUUCUUGCUCCAGUGACUGGUCAGCCCGUUUUGGGUGCUAGAGAGAAGACAGCUACUCUGUCCACUCCUGCCUUUGUCCCUGGGUCUCUAUGCGCCCCACCCUUCUUCCUACUGUCACUGCAAACUCAGGGAUUUAGCUCUCCAUUUGGUAUUUCCUUUGGGGUGGGGGCUAGUGAGAUGGGAGCUAUGCACUGUGGAAUAAAAGUACCAAAACACUCA
Messenger RNA from Tachyglossus aculeatus (Australian echidna), 2486 nucleotides. Its product is annotated as galactoside alpha-(1,2)-fucosyltransferase 1-like. The record is from RefSeq and is a predicted model, not a curated record. The coding region runs from base 568 to 1734 and encodes 388 amino acids. Gene Ontology annotation, cellular component: membrane. Gene Ontology annotation, molecular function: galactoside 2-alpha-L-fucosyltransferase activity. The transcript is spliced from 2 exons. Gene Ontology annotation, biological process: carbohydrate metabolic process. NCBI's taxonomy places the organism in Eukaryota, Metazoa, Chordata, Mammalia, Monotremata, Tachyglossidae.